ACAGCCAGAUACAGUCGGACCGCCAUGGAGGCAAGUUCCCAAUACGUGUGACCACCCGAUGUUCGUCAAUUUAACCUCAUUUCGUAAACAGACGUUUAGAUUUCACUCUACACCACAAUUUCGAUAUCUUUAUACAUCUCUUUUUGGAAUUUCAUUUUAACUUGGUAACAGAUUGCAGAAUUUUAAGUAUCUUUGAUCGAUCAAAGGAAAUCGAGGUCGUAGUAGUGAAAGUGUUUCUUCCCCUUAAGGUGACAACCUAAUAGAUUGAACCAUGUCGAGCCUAGGACCUCAGUCGCCGAUCGACAUGAAACCUGACACGGCCACAUUGAUGGCUGGCUUCAGCCCUGGGAGUGUGGGAGGAGGAAACAGCCCCACCAGUCCAAGGUCUGGAUUGGGUUUCAGUUUGCCUCAGCCGUCCUUCACCAUAGGCCACUCGGGUUACUUAAACAAUUCCAAUGGCUCCAAGUCUGGACAUUAUCCACCUAACCACCCACUCAGCAACUCCAAGCACCUGUGCAGCAUAUGUGGUGACAGAGCAAGUGGUAAACAUUAUGGGGUGUACAGCUGCGAAGGAUGUAAAGGGUUUUUUAAGAGGACAGUCAGGAAAGAUUUGACGUAUGCUUGCCGUGAAGAUCGUCAGUGCUUGAUUGACAAACGCCAGAGAAAUCGGUGCCAAUAUUGUCGUUACCAGAAAUGCCUGCAGAUGGGCAUGAAGCGAGAAGCCGUCCAGGAAGAAAGACAACGCAACAAAGAAAAAGGAGAAAUGGAUAUGGAUGCUACAAGUGGCGGACAAGGUGACAUGCCCAUCGAUCGAGUUCUGGAAGCGGAGAAACGUGUCGAGUGCAAGGACGAGCCCCAGGUGAAUUCCGCCACUGCCGCUUUAGGCAAUAUAUGUGCCGCCACAGAUAAACAACUUUUCCAGUUGGUUGAAUGGGCCAAGCACAUCCCCCAUUUUACGGAAUUGCCCCUCGAUGACCAAGUCGUUCUUCUUCGAGCCGGUUGGAAUGAACUCUUGAUUGCCGCGUUCUCUCAUCGCUCUGUUGGAGUCAAGGAUGGUAUCGUCCUCGCUACUGGCCUCGUUAUCCACCGGAACUCGGCUCACCAGGCUGGCGUAGGAUCGAUCUUUGACCGCGUUCUAACAGAGCUCGUUUCCAAGAUGAGAGAAAUGAAGCUUGAUCUGGCAGAACUCGGUUGUUUGAGAGCCAUCAUCUUGUUCAAUCCAGAUCCCAAAGGACUAAAGUCUGUGUCGCAAGUGGAAGCUCUACGUGAAAAAGUGUACGCCACGUUGGAAGAAUACACCCGAACCAAUUAUGCCGAUGAGCCAGGCCGUUUCGCGAAACUACUUCUACGUCUUCCUGCUCUUCGUUCUAUCGGCCUCAAAUGUCUCGAGCACCUGUUCUUUUUCAAACUAAUUGGAGACACACCUAUUGAAUCCUUUCUUCUCGAAAUGCUGGAAGCGCCAGCAGAAACUUAGAACUGGUCUUGUCACGUUCGAACCACUUCAGUUGUGUAUCUGUGCAUUGUAUAGUGUUUUCUGUUUGGCAACUUGGUGAGAGAAACGAAGUUUGAUUGCCCGUUUCUUGCUUAUUAUCGUAUUUUAAAAACGUAAGGAUUAGCUUUUAGCUUUACGGGACAAUCUCCUCUAUUUCACAAUUUUACUUGGAUUUAACAAUCACAUUUUCAUCCCUGCGUUAUUCACUGUUGUUCAGCUUGUAGUGUCGAAACAGUUAUUUACGAAAGUUAAACGGGAUGAAGGUGGUGGUUUUUCUUGUUGGUCUCUUUCUGUUCUCUAUCGAGUAUGAACCAUUGGCAAACUUCGAUCUUUAGUGUCCCAUCUUGUACUCGAAUAAACAAACACGAAACGGAA
This is a messenger RNA of Daphnia magna, 1867 nucleotides long. RefSeq names its product retinoic acid receptor RXR (gene usp). The coding region runs from base 272 to 1474 and encodes 400 amino acids. The record is from RefSeq and is a predicted model, not a curated record. Gene Ontology annotation, cellular component: nucleus; activator ecdysone receptor complex. Gene Ontology annotation, molecular function: nuclear receptor activity; nuclear steroid receptor activity; RNA polymerase II cis-regulatory region sequence-specific DNA binding. The transcript has 8 exons. NCBI's taxonomy places the organism in Eukaryota, Metazoa, Arthropoda, Branchiopoda, Diplostraca, Daphniidae. Gene Ontology annotation, biological process: positive regulation of transcription by RNA polymerase II; anatomical structure development; cell differentiation.